Messenger RNA from Lacerta agilis (Sand lizard), 1929 nucleotides. It is a transcript of the gene KICS2, whose product is annotated as chromosome 10 C12orf66 homolog. Gene Ontology annotation, biological process: protein localization to lysosome; cellular response to glucose starvation; negative regulation of TORC1 signaling. Gene Ontology annotation, cellular component: KICSTOR complex. The record is from RefSeq and is a predicted model, not a curated record. Lineage: Eukaryota; Metazoa; Chordata; Lepidosauria; Squamata; Lacertidae. The coding region runs from base 88 to 1428 and encodes 446 amino acids. The transcript has 3 exons.
CGCGCGCGUCUCGUGCGUGUGUUUGUGGAUGUCUGCGCGGCGGGGCGCGGGAGAGGUGGCUGCCGUGCGCGUCGCGGCGGCGGGCGAAUGGGGGACUCUAUCCCGCUGGGCGCGCCGGUGCCGGUGGAGCAGGCGGUGCUGGAGACCUUCUUCUCGCACCUGGGCAUCUUCUCCUACGACAAGGCCAAGGACAAUGUGGAGAAGGAGCGCGAGGCGAACAAGAGCGCGGGCGCCAGCUGGCUCUCGCUGCUGGCCGGCUUGGCCCACCUGGCCGCGGCCGAGAAGGCCUAUCACAGCAUGACCUUCCUGGGCCAGAAGCUAGGUGGACAGUCGUUCUUCAGCCGAAAAGACUCUAUACGAACCAUAUAUACAUCUCUGCAUAAUGAACUGAAGAAGGUGGUGGCAACAGGUCGGAAUGCAUUGGGAGGAACAGCCCCUCACCUAGAAGAACUGCUGUCUCACCUGUCUGAGCAGCUCUGUUAUUUUGUUCAGGCUCGAAUGGAAAUUGCUGAUUUCUAUGAAAAAAUGUAUAGCCUUAGCACCCAAAAGUUUAUCAACUCCGAGGAACUGGUAAACAUCUUGGAAUCCAUCCUAAAAAAAUACAGCUCAAGAUUUCAUCAUCCAAUUCUUAGUCCUUUGGAAAGUAGCUUCCAGUUAGAAGCGGAUGUGCUUACGCAUCUUUUGAAGGCUCAGGCACAGAUCUCAGAGUGGAAAUUCCUCCCAUCCUUGGUCCAUUUGCACAAUGCUCACACAAAGCUGCAGACCUGGGGACAGAUUUUCGAGAAGCAACGAGAAACCAAGAAACACCUGUUUGGUGGCCAGUCUCAGAAGGCUGUACAACCGCCACACCUUUUCCUGUGGCUCAUGAAACUCAAGAAUAUCCUCCUUGCCAAAUUUAGCUUUUACUUUCAUGAGGCACUUAGUCGGCAAACGACGCCAUCUGAAAUGAAGACAUUGACUGCAAAAGCCAAUCCUGAUUAUUUUGGGAAAAUUUCCAGCUUUAUCAGGAAAUACGAUGCUGUUAACGUUUCCUUAAUCUUUGAUAACCGUGGAUCAGAGAGCUUUCAGGGACAUGGUUACCAUCAUCCCCAUUCCUACAGAGAAGCCCCAAAAGGUGUUGAUCAGUAUCCUGCAGUAGUUUCUCUGCCCAAUGACAGGCCUGUUAUGCACUGGCCCAAUGUCAUCAUGAUUAUGUCUGACAGGGCUUCUGACCUCAACAGUUUGGAAAAGGUGGUCCAUUUCUAUGAUGACAAAGUUCAAAGCACAUACUUUUUGACUCGCCCCGAACCUCAUUUUACCAUUGUAGUUAUUUUGGAAUCCAAGAAGUCUGAGAGAGACUCUCAUUUUAUCUCUUUUCUCAAUGAAACUUCCUAUUCCCUUAAGAACUCAAAAGCAUUUGCAAGUCUGAAGCCUGGAUCCAAAGGAUGAAAGGAUUUGCUAUUAAAAUUGUUUAUUGGACUGCAAGGAGACUGGCUUUUAAGGCUUCUAGAAAUGCCCGUUUGUGUAUGUUGGUCAUUUUUUAAAAAAAUAGAAGCUAUUUUAAUAUUAAGUAUUUAAUGUUUAAUAUUAAUAUUCAGCAUUUUUGGAAUGAAUAGAUUGAAUGAUAUAAAAUUGAAUUGGAAGGUGGCAAACUCCUCAAAUGUAGUGCACUAAAACUAUCAGGAUGGUGUUUUGCUCAACUGCUGUAUUUUUUUUAAGUCUAUAUGACACUUGUUUGCCUUUACCUAAAUGCACUUUAUCUGUUGCUGGUCAGUCACUUAGCAUCUGCUGGAAACAGAUUUGAAAAGGAAGCAGAUUUGAAAAGGAAUAUGGAGUGUGAAUCCCACCACCAAAAGCAGCUGCUUAUAUUAAAAGUAUUCUUUGGUCAUAUUCACUGGAAAGUGUUGGAACUUGAAGCAAAUAAUUGCAAUAAAUUAAAUGCAUAAUGGA